AUGCCCGGCAGCGGCUUCCCCGGGGCGGGCGGGCUCCGGCGGCACCGGGACCGGCGGGGCGGGGGGCGCGCCCGGCCCCGCCCACACCGAGGCCCCGCCCCCGGCCCAAGCAACGGCCCGGGGGGGGAGCGGCCCCGCGCCCCCCCCCCGCCCCCGGCCGGGACCCCGCGGACACCGAGCGGGGACCCCCGCUCCACGGGACCCUCCCGGCGGGACCCGCCUGCCGUGCGCCCCCCACGCCGCCCCGCCGCCCCUUCCCGGCCCGGGGAUCCCCACCCGCCAUCUCGCCACGGGUCUUCCGUGGACACCGACGGCAGUCGGGAGCCCACGGCGCUCCCGAAGUGCGGCGGGAGCACCGGUCCUGUGUCUCCGCAACGCGGGGCACGGAGGAAGCCGACCGUGCCUGCCCCACUGGCGGCAGAGCCCCCGGAGGGACCGCGGGCUAAGACAGCCGCGGGACGGGGCGGUCCCGUUGCUCCGCGGAGCGGGACCGUGCGGGGGCAAGGGGGGAACGGGCCCCGGCGCUGCACGGGCUGGGGUGACCCGGAUCUGAGGCACAAAAAUGGGGGGCGGCCGGCGGGGCAGCGCUGCCAGGCGAGGCGUUCACAGAAGGCAGCGGCGCCCUUUGCACCGAGCGCGGCGCGGCCGCGGCUCCCGCGCACGCGGGCGCCUCCCGUGAUGCGCACCCGCGGCGCGGCAAAGCGUCCGGCCGCCACGGUGCGCACCGGCCGCGGGGGACGCUUUUCCCGCUCUCCGGUGGGGAAAGGACCACCCCAUGUCGGCUCCCACAAUCCCGUUUUCGGGACGUGCCCUCACCCCACAGACACCCGCGAAAACCACCGGCGGGGAGGGAGCCUCCGGCAGCGCAGGCGACAGCCGCGCACCCACGCGUGUCCGCUCUUGCCCUGCGGGCAGGCUGCGGGGGGCCGCCGCCGUGACGGGCGGGGGGCGGCGACACGGUGCGGCGACACCGGGUCGAGUUUUCGUUGCGGCUUCGCCGCGGAGCCGAUGCGUGGCCAAGUCGUGGCCGCACGCAAAACCGGGCGCUGCCAGAGCGGCUUCGGGGCUGGUGCUCCUCCGCCGUGUGGGGCUGCGGGAGAUGACCGGCCGCCCCUCCGCCGCGCCCCCCGGGGCUCGGAGUCUCCGCUGCUUCGGCGGGCACCGGGCGGGGGCUGCGGGCACGUGCACGGCGGUACGGGCCGGGCGCGCUCGGGGCAGGCUGCCCCGGUCCCCCAGCGCGCCGCAGCAGACACAGAGCGGGAGCCUUGGGAACGGGCCCCCGUUGUGCCGGGGCGGACGCCCCCCGCGACCCGUGUCGCCGUUCCCUCCCACCCCCGGCGCGCCGCACCCGGCAGCGGGGCUGGUCCCGGGACGCGCGGCCACCGCCGGCACCUUCCCACCGGGAUCGCCUCGCUCCCCUUCGCGCCCGCAGCACCCGAGGGUCGUGGCUGCCCGCGUCCAUGCGGGACCCUGUCACGCGGGGCUGGCACCGCGUCCCGGGCCGCUGGCCCCAGGAGGAGGAUGCCGCAGAGCGGUCCCCGGCUUCCCGAUGAACCGGGGACGCGGGGCCGGUCACCGCCUUCCGCCCACCCCACGGGCAGCGCAAGUGUCCUGACGGCCGAGGGGACAGUCCCAUCGGGGAGGGUCCGUGCCGGGGCCGUGCCGCCCGGCACAGCACCCUUCAGCCUCGCCCGGUGGCGGUCCCGGCUCCCCGCGGGACCAGCGCAGGCUCCCUCGCGGGAAACCCGUGGGGACAGUGGUUGGCCCACGCGAGGCCGGGCACCCCGUCGGGGUUUACGGCAUGGCCAGACCGCCGUGGAGGGUGGCAGGGGAACGGAGGGAGGUGGCCGGGACGAACCGCAGGACAGCACUGGCGGCGCGGGGACGGGCGGGCGGGACAGCGAACGCCCCGACGGGGGCGGCCCCGGUCCCUCCACCCGCGCGGGACUGACGGGCGCCGGGCUGACACCAACCACGGAACCCCGCCGCUGGGUGCACGUCCCUGUCCCACGGCUGCACUCCCGGCUCGGGGGAGGCGGUCGGAUGUGGCACUACGCGGGGGACCCCGGCGCGGCGGGACGGAUGCCCCGUGCGACCGGGAGCGGAGCGCGGCGGGGCCGUCUCUGUGUCCCCAUCUCCUCCUCCCUGUCCCCGCUGACCCCUCUGCGCAGUCCAGCAGCAAACAGCGCUGCGGAAUCCCAGGCGGGGUGGGGAUCCCCCCUCGGCUCCUCUUCCCCGCGGCUGCCGUCAGACGCUCGGAAUCGCAGCACCGGGGCCGCUCGUGGGAGCAGCCGCUACCGGAGGCUGUUCCACGUGAAAGCGGGCUCACCAGUGCCACACACCGAGCAGUACCGCCGCCCCACUCUGCCUUCGGUCCCCGGCACACGCGGGGAGCCCCCACCGGCGGGGGUGCAGUCCCUGACCCUGUCCCUGUGCCUGUCCCUGUCCAAGUGCCACGGCUCCCUCUGGCACCGAGAGGGCGGCGUCCACCACAAAGGGCAUUUUCAGGGGGUCGCGACCGCUCUCCCCAGCUCCGGAGCCGAGGGCUGCCCGCCCCCCUGCCGCUCCCCGCGUUCCCUGGCGCGGAUUGCCGCCCGUUUCCCGGCGUGCCGCCCGGGGAUGAGCCCUUUCCGCAUGGCACAGCCCACGCCCGCAGCCCGCCGUGGCCAUUUUAGCCCGCACUCGCCCCCGCCGCUGCCGCAGCCCCGCUCGCCGCCCCCCGCCGCUUCCUCGCUGUCUGCGGCGGCUGCGGACAGCUCCCGCCCCGGGCCCGGCGUGACGAUGCCCACGCGGCCGGCGGGACGCGGCUCCGCGGAGCGUCCCCCGGAGCAGCCCGGUGCCACCCCGCGCUGA
Molecule: messenger RNA, 2853 nt
Organism: Passer domesticus (house sparrow)
Lineage: Eukaryota; Metazoa; Chordata; Aves; Passeriformes; Passeridae
Product: collagen, type I, alpha 1b-like
Exons: 7
Coding region: 1-2853 (950 amino acids)
Source: RefSeq, a predicted model, not a curated record